Messenger RNA from Pseudomyrmex gracilis, 2291 nucleotides. Its product is annotated as maltase 1-like. The coding region runs from base 88 to 1881 and encodes 597 amino acids. Lineage: Eukaryota; Metazoa; Arthropoda; Insecta; Hymenoptera; Formicidae. The transcript has 8 exons. The record is from RefSeq and is a predicted model, not a curated record. Gene Ontology annotation, biological process: carbohydrate metabolic process.
AGCGUCGUCAUUCGUUUUCCGUGUCUUGCGAACACUACACGUAUAAAUUGCGGCAACCAAAAUCACGACAAACGUUCAAUCGCGAAGAUGCUCGGGCCGCGUGUUCUCCACAGUCUUUUGUUAACGACCGCGUUGACUUCGGCCGUGAUUCUCGAUCGGGGAUGGUGGAACCACACGGUUUUUUAUCAAAUUUAUCCCCGCAGUUUUAUGGAUUCUAACGAUGACGGCACAGGUGAUCUUCAAGGUAUAACGAGCAACCUGGAAUAUUUCGUGAACUCUUCAGUGGGGGCGAUAUGGCUGUCAUCAAUCAACAGAAGUCCUAUGAUCGACUUCGGAUAUGACAUUUCGGAUUUCAAGGACAUCGACAAAACGUUCGGCAGCAUAGCAGAUUUCGAAAACCUCUUGGCGCGCGCGAAGAAACUCGGAAUAAAGGUUAUUCUCGAUCUUGUGCCGAAUCACACAUCCGACGAGCAUCAUUGGUUCAAUCAGAGUGUGAACAGCCAGGGCAAAUACGCGGAUUAUUACAUAUGGAGAGACGGAAGAGACGAGAACAAUACAAUACCGCCGAACAAUUGGUUGAGUGUGUUUGGCGGAUCGGCUUGGACAUACAACAAGAUCCGUAACCAGUGGUACUUGCAUCAAUUUCACGAAAGACAGCCGGAUCUGAACUACAAUAAUUCCGAAGUGCGAGAAGAGAUGAAGGAAAUCAUCGAAUAUUGGCUGAUGAAAGGAGUGGACGGAUUUCGCGUGAACGCUGUGCCACAUCUCUUCGAAGUGAACUACGAGUGGGACGAGCCCAGAAGCAAUUUAAAAGGAGUGCCGAAAACCGAUUACAAUUAUUUAGUUCACACUUUAACAAAAGAUCAGCCGCAAACUUACGAGCUGGUGAUGAGUUGGAGACAAAUUUUGGACAAUUUCGCAGAUGUACAUUCUACCAGCGAGAAGGUGAUGAUGACUGAAGGGUACACUUCGUUAGAGAACACCACUAAAUACUACCGCUACGGUUCCAACAUUCCUUUUAACUUCAAUUUUAUCAUGGACGUGAACGCCGACUCGAAUGCCAUCGCGUUCAAAAAAGUGAUAGACGAUUGGAUGGGCGCGAUGCCGAAACAUGGCGUUCCCAACUGGGUGAUGGGAAAUCACGAUCGCAGUCGUACGGCUUCGCGUUUUCCCGGAAGAGCCGAUCAGAUGACCAUGCUGGCCAUGAUAUUGCCGGGCGUGGCGGUGACGUAUUACGGCGAGGAAAUCGGAAUGGUUGACAAAACGGACAUAAGUUGGGAAGAUACGAAGGAUCCCCAGGGUUGCAUGGCGGGAAUCGAGAGAUAUCAAAAUCGAUCCCGCGAUCCGGCCCGCACACCGUUUCAGUGGAACUUUGAUCUUAACGCAGGUUUCAGUAAGGCCAAUAAGACUUGGUUACCGAUUCACGCCGAUUAUCCCAGAAUAAAUUUACUGGUACAAAAACAUGUAAACGAGUCUCAUUACAAAGUUUAUCGCGCUCUGACGGCGUUGCGCAACACGUCAAACGCGCUAAAAAUCGGAUCGUUGACCACCGACGUAAUAAACAAAACCGUUCUGUGUGUUCUGCGAAAGUCGAGCGACGAAGCUGUGACGUUACUGAUCAACUUUUCGAACAACAACAACCAAACGGUUAAUUUACGCAGAAAUUUAACGGAAUACAACAUCAACAAGAUCAAAGUAGCGAGCGUGGAUUCCAAAUUGAAACAAAACCAAAUCGUUCAAUUGGAUCAUUUUACUAUUCCACCGAACGCUUCAGUGAUUGUCACGAGUUUCAAAACCGCAUUCAACGCCGCGCGAGAAUUCGUCGCUUCUCUCGCGACAAUUUUACUAUCAAUGUUCGUUUUGCUGACUUUGCACAAGUAAAAAGAGACAAUUAUAGAAGUAAUAAAUUAACGAGGAACUCACUCGCGCGUUUAUAAGUACGAUAUUACGACGAGAAAAUUUACUUUAACUGCAGACAGUGUCGCUUGACUUUAUUAAAUUACGAUUAUAUUAACGAAAUGUUAAAUUCUCCGCCUUUAUACAAACAACUGCACUGCACCGACACAACGCGCAGGGGGGUUGCAGAGAAACACGAAACAUUUAUAAGCGCUCGAUGCGCGGCGCGUAACAUCGUUGUCAUAAAAUAAUCAUUCGCUCUAACGAACACAUCGAAAAUGUCAAAAGUUUCCCUGAUUCUCUCUCUCUCUUUCUCUCUAUCUCUCUCUCUUUCUCUUACGACUCGGCAAACAAUUGUAAUUUUCGUUCUUUUCUGUUCUCGUGUACCUACUCGG